Mesocricetus auratus (golden hamster) is the source of this 2945-nucleotide messenger RNA. It is a transcript of the gene Osbpl2, whose product is annotated as oxysterol binding protein like 2. Lineage: Eukaryota; Metazoa; Chordata; Mammalia; Rodentia; Cricetidae. The record is from RefSeq and is a predicted model, not a curated record. Gene Ontology annotation, molecular function: cholesterol binding. The transcript has 15 exons. Bases 291 to 1742 code for a protein of 483 amino acids. Gene Ontology annotation, cellular component: membrane; intracellular membrane-bounded organelle; cytosol.
GGCCGCACUUCCGCCUGGGUGUCAGUGGGUUGCGGGCUGAGCGCCGCGGGGCCGGGGGCGGGGCAGGGCGGCCGUGGGGUCGGCGGGCGCUGCUGGGAACCGCGUGCAGAGCCGGAGCGAGCCUUCACGCUGCGUGCCGGGCGGCUGUCGGCGCUGCGCAGAACCGGCCCUCCGCGCCCCGUGGGCCCCGCAGAUUUCCAGUGUUCACACAACUUCUACACAAAUAUAGCUCAGAUGUGAUCCAGUAGGAAGACCAAACCCCAGAACAGCGACAGCCUGGUCACUGAAGGAUGAACGGGGAGGAAGAAUUCUUUGAUGCCGUCACAGGCUUUGAUUCUGAUAACUCUACAGGGGACUUUUCAGAGACAAAUAAAAUCAGUGGUAUGAUUGAUUUGGAUACCAGCAAAAAUACUAGGAGUGGGAAAAGUGGGGAGAGACCAUCACAAGAGAAUGGAAUUCAAAAGCACAGGACAGCCCUUCCUGCACCCAUGUUCACCAGAAGCAAUUUCAGCGUGUGGAGUAUCCUGAAGAAGUGCAUUGGUUUGGAGCUGUCCAAGAUUACGAUGCCAAUUGCCUUCAAUGAGCCACUGAGCUUCCUGCAGCGGAUCACUGAGUACAUGGAGCAUGUGUACCUCAUUCACAAAGCUUCGAGUCAAACCCAGACCCUGGAGAGGAUGCAGUCUGUAGCUGCCUUUGCAGUCUCGGCUGUGGCUUCCCAGUGGGAGAGAACUGGCAAACCCUUCAACCCACUCCUGGGGGAGACAUAUGAGUUGAUCAGGGAAGACUUAGGGUUCAGAUUUAUAUCUGAACAGGUCAGUCACCACCCUCCUAUUAGUGCAUUUUAUUCAGAAGGUCUCGACCAAGACUUCAUGUUCCAUGGUUCCAUCUACCCAAAGCUGAAGUUUUGGGGCAAGAGUGUCGAGGCAGAGCCCCGGGGGACCAUCACACUGGAGCUUCUCAAACAUAAUGAAGCCUACACGUGGACCAACCCCACCUGCUGUGUGCACAAUGUCAUCCUUGGGCAGCUAUGGAUCGAACAGUAUGGGAUAGUGGAGAUCCUAAAUCACAGAACUGGAGAUAAGUGUAUACUUCACUUCAAGCCAUGUGGACUGUUUGGAAAGGAACUUCACAGAGUAGAAGGGUACAUUCAAGACAAAAACAGGAAGAAGCUCUUUAUAAUUUACGGCAAGUGGACGGAAUGCUUGUGGGGCAUCGACCCUGCUUCCUACGAAUCCUUUAAGAAACAUGAAAGGAGAGGUGACCACCCCAGGAAAGCCAAGAUGGAUGAUGGCCCUGGGAGAGCUAACAGUGACGUGCCUGGUGAUAUGGCAGACGAUGUUCCUGAGGCUCAGGAGACUGUGCAAGUCAUCCCUGGCAGUAAGCUACUCUGGAGGAUCAACAGCCGGCCCCCCAACUCAGCUCAGAUGUACAACUUCACCAGCUUCACUGUGAGCCUCAAUGAACUGGCGUCAGGCAUGGAGAAGACCCUGCCACCCACAGACUGCCGCCUCCGCCCUGACAUCCGUGGGAUGGAGAAUGGCAACAUGGAUCUGGCCAGCCAGGAGAAGGAGCGGCUAGAGGAAAAGCAGAGAGAGGCCAGAAAGGAACGUGCCAAAGAGGAAGCAGAGUGGCGGACCAGGUGGUUCUACCCAGGCGCUAACCCCUACACAGGAACUCCAGACUGGUUGUAUGCCGGGGAUUACUUUGAGCGUAAUUUCUCAGACUGCCCAGACAUCUACUAAGUGAGGCCCGGAAGCCCAGGAGGAGGCCUGUGAGGUUGGGCUCCAUGAGUGGCACUCUGAGCUUCACGGCGGCAGACACCAGCUUUUUCAGCCGCGGUUUGUGGAGAUGACCGCAAACCUGAUGGAGGACUUCCGUUAGCCUCUGCCCAGCACUUCACUAUGUCACAGCCCCUUUGUGAAGCUCCACUUGGGUCUUCACAUUCACUGAGGCCUCAGGAGAACUCCCCAAUCUUUUUCACACAUGACGGAAGUGCACAAGGCCAGCUGAGCUGGCAGCGCUGUUUAGUGUGUGACUGAGGAAGAACCAACAGGGCCUGUGUGGUCCUCUCAAGCCUGUGAUGUGGGUCUCUGGAAGAGUUCCAAACUCAGACCCAAAGGAGGAGGGGAGCAUGGAUCCUGCAAGUAGGCUGUAGGCCAGGUCCUCUUCGUCGUGGAGGGCACCCACAGAAUGAAGUGACAAGUUGCCAGACUCUGUAUUUUCUACCAAUCUGAAUAAGGCAAAGAUUACUUUAGAAAAUAUUUAAAUUGAAACUACUUGAAUGUUCUUGCUGAAGAGUAGCAAACACAUUAAUCACCACUGUGUACUAUCCAAAAAGUGUCCCUGUGACAAGCGAGAGUGACAGGAACACUGUGACUUGGAUGAGAAACCCCAGGGCUGCUCCCAGCCUCCCAGGAGGCCCUGCCUGUGGCCAUGGCACUCCCACAGCCUCACUGUCACUGUGGACCUCUCCUGUCUCUGAGGGGUCAAUUCUUUACUCACCUUGCCUGUGUCGUGUGUCUCCCGUCCCGUCCCCGUCCCCCCCACCCCACCCCUCAUUUCCUGCAGUCUAGCGUUUGGUUUCCCCAGCAUGCAUGUUCUAGCCCAGGCAAACCCCAUCCGGGGUUCUGCACAGUGGGAGGUCAGAAGCAGGGUCUACUUAUCUAGUGUCAUUAAAAUUGUUUAAACGCAAGUAGGUGUGUCCAUCUCUGCAUCCUGUCAAGUGAUGGACUUUGUGUAGAAACGGUGACACCAAGAGUCACAGUGGAGCUCUUUGCAUCAAAGACAAUCUACUGUGCGCACAUACCUGUGCUCUGGCACAUGUGCACACCUGUGUAUUCUAUAGAGUGUGAGUCACUACAUCAGGCACUUCUGAAUGAGAAGGGAUUCUUACUGUGUCCAGGCUUCUGAACCGUCUCUGUCAUUAAAACACUUUGAAAAGCCAA